Molecule: messenger RNA, 1466 nt
Organism: Salvia miltiorrhiza (redroot sage)
Lineage: Eukaryota; Viridiplantae; Streptophyta; Magnoliopsida; Lamiales; Lamiaceae
Exons: 10
Coding region: 116-1270 (384 amino acids)
Biological process (GO): DNA-templated transcription
Cellular component (GO): RNA polymerase I complex; RNA polymerase III complex
Molecular function (GO): DNA binding; protein dimerization activity
Source: RefSeq, a predicted model, not a curated record
ACAACUAAAAUCAAAAUCAACAUAUUAUUCUAAAAACCCUAAACCUAAAGCCCUAAAAAUAUAUCGCAGCUUCCUCCUUCCCACACGACGAGCAGGAAACAAUCUUACAGAAAAGAUGGUUUCAGAGUCUGAAAACAGUGAAGAGCAAAAAACAGAGAAAAUUCCGGUGUGGGAUUUGCCUGAUGUCCCCAAAGGAGAGCUGCCGCCGCACAUUCAACUUCAGAGGACUCGUGUUCUUUGCACUUUCGAUGCCCCAACUCACACGGAGAACAUACGAUACUCGGGUGCUUAUGCGGCAAUGGGAGUGGAUAACAGUUUAAGACUCGCGGAAUUCCGGAACAAUUUUAAGGUGGAAGUGAUUAAACUCACGGAGGAUGACAUGGAGUUCGAUAUGAUUGGCAUUGAUGCUUCUAUUGCGAACGCUUUUCGAAGAAUCCUCAUUGCUGAGCUCCCCACCAUGGCUAUUGAAAAGGUUUUUGUUGCAAAUAACACCUCAGUGGUUCAAGAUGAGGUGCUUGCCCACAGACUGGGUCUUGUCCCACUUAAAGUUGAUCCAAGGCACUUCAAUUAUAUCUCAGAAAAUGAUGAACCAAAUGAAAAAAAUACCAUUGUAUUUAAACUCCAUGUUCGUUGUGAAAAAGGGGCCCCGCGUAUUAAAGUGAAGUCCGAUGAGCUAAAGUGGCUGCCCAAUGGCAGUGAGUUUGUACUAAGUGCAGAAAAAUCAAAUCCAGAUUCAACAGCAAAGGCAAAAACUUACACUUCAUUCAGUUCUAGUCAGGAUUCCUUGCCAGAAUUUGUAAACAACCCAAUUGCCCCCAAGCAUGAUGAUAUAAUUCUUGCCAAACUUGGACCUAAACAGGAAAUUGAGCUGGAAGCACAUGCUGUAAAAGGAAUGGGCAAGACGCAUGCUAAGUGGUCACCUGUAGCCACUGCUUGGUACAGGAUGCUUCCUGAGAUUGUUUUGUUGCAAGAAAUUGAAGGUGAAAAAGCUGAAGAACUUGUCAAGAAAUGUCCAGUAAAAGUGUUUGACAUUGAAGAUAUUGGUAAAGAUAAAAAAAGAGCAAAAGUGGCAAGACCUAGAUCUUGUACCCUCUGCCGUGAAUGCAUCAGAGGCGAUGAUUGGGAAAAGCUUGUGGCAGUUCGGCGAGUAAAAGAUCAUUUCAUUUUUACAAUCGAAUCUACGGGAGCAUUGCCCCCUGAAGUACUGUUUACUGAAGCUGUGAAGAUUCUGGAAGACAAGUGUGAGCGUGUGAUAAGUGAGCUCUCGUGAGGCAACUCAAAGCGAAAGUUUGCCAGGGAUGAUAAGAAAAUAUUUACAGGAAAAGGAAUGCAAUAUGAAGUAUAGGGGCUUGUGAAUUAAAGAAUUGAUAAAUGCUCAGAAAUCACAUGUGAAGAGCAUAUACUCCCAGACAAAUAUAUAUAUACAUGUAAUGUAAUCUGGUCCAAAUAGAGAAGCAUUUUCCUAA